Molecule: messenger RNA, 2347 nt
Organism: Nanorana parkeri
Lineage: Eukaryota; Metazoa; Chordata; Amphibia; Anura; Dicroglossidae
Gene: AMER2
Product: APC membrane recruitment protein 2
Exons: 2
Coding region: 80-1771 (563 amino acids)
Biological process (GO): regulation of canonical Wnt signaling pathway
Cellular component (GO): plasma membrane
Molecular function (GO): phosphatidylinositol-4,5-bisphosphate binding; beta-catenin binding
Source: RefSeq, a predicted model, not a curated record
GCUGCCAGUGAGAAAUUCAGCAUCAGGCAUCUGUGGGGGUCUGCAGGAGGAAGGAGGCAGGAUCAGGGAGAAGGCAAACAUGGACUUGAAUUGUGAUUGUGCCGAGUCCCCGGCAGUCGAGCAGCCAUCAGGAAAGAUUAAUAAGACCGCUUUCAAAUUAUUCGGCAAGAGGAAAUCUGGCAGCCCCAUGCCAUCAAUAUUUGGGGUGAGGAACAAGGGAGAUGGUAAGAACGCAGGCAAAAUGGGUAUGGUACGCAGCAAGACCCUGGACGGAUUAGCUGAUGUUGUGCUGGAGAGCAGCAAGAAAGAGGAGCAAGCUGCUGCUGAUACACCAAGCACUGACACAAACAGCCAGGCUGUCACCACUGCCACCAAGACAGAUGUCUCACCCAACAGCCCGGUGGGUAAAUCCCACAGCUUCUUCACUUUGCUGAAAAGGAAUGGGAGAUUGGAGAAUGUGAAAGGGGACAAUGUGGAGCAGAUAGCUGGCAGCAGACAAAAGAAAGGACUGAAGGGACUGUUCAACAGCAUGCGAUGGAAUAGAAAAGAAAAGAAUUACAAAGAAGAUAAAGAAGGGGCCACGGAAAGCCAACCCGGGCUCAUAUUGUCCGGCUCUUUGACAGCCAGCUUGGAAUGCAUUAAAGAGGAGAUACAAAAACCGCUGUGUGAGCCUAAAGUACCUGCAGAGACUGUCACAGAUGAUUUGCCCAUUGAGGAGCAGAGUGAGGUUGUAAACAACUCAGCUGAAAAGCAUCAGUUGAAAGCAAACAAGGAAUCUCCCUCGUCUUCACACCCCACUGACAAACCUCAAGAUGGGAAUGCUGCAAGUAGCCCACAAGUGGAUCGUGUCCACCAACCACCUGAACCAGAGGUGGAGACCCUGCAGGAUAAGAAGGAUGAAAGCCUAACAGGAUGUGGCGAUAUUAUUGCUGAGCCGGAUGAUGAAGGAGGCAGCAGCAGCAGCAGUACCUGUGCAAGGAUUAUCCUUGGGAAUGGCAAGAAAGCUAUACCCAAAAAGACCCCAAACAUUAUUGUUUAUCAAGGAGGAGGGGAGGAGAUGGCAAGUCCGGAUCAAGUUGACGACAAGGACAUGCAAGAAUUUUUGGGAAUAAUACCCCAAGCUGAAGACACCAGCAAAGAGGUGGGAAAAGUGAGUAGACAGGCCUCAAGGGAGGAUAAAAGUUCUGAGAGUACAUGUGAUGGGAAUGGAGUGAAGCCAUAUAAACUAAGACACACUGCAACUCAUUCUAGUGACAAAGGGGAUCUUAGAGGGCGAGGAAAGGAGCAACGUGAUUCUGUGCGUAACAGCGAUGAGGGUUAUUGGGACUCAACUACACCGGGGCUAGAGGAAGAGCCUCCAAAAAGUUCCGGCAAGAAGGCUCUAUCCAGAGACAGCUGCAGUGGAGAUGCUCUCUAUGACCUAUAUACAGAAACAGAUGAAAACACAGCAAGAGCGCAUGUGGAGGAGAAGAGACCAAGUCAACUUCACUCUAAGGCACUCUCGCCUGUAACCGUCACAUGCCCAACAAAAACAAGCCUGGCAAAGGAAUCCAAAAUACCCAGAAGUAUUAAACAUCUGCCAGUUCAUCCUCCCAGCCAACCAGCUGACACAGGUAGCACCAGCACCCCAACUUCACAACAUCCCCCUACAAAAAGUGAACUUCCCAGGACAAAAAUACCCGUUUCAAAAGUUUUGGUAAGACGGGUCAGUAAUAAGACCGUCACUGGAACCUCAGGUAAAACGGCAUUUCAUGAUCCAGCCAGGAAGUAGUGGAAACAAUGAUGGAUAAGCCAAUGAGAUCGCUGUGAUUUGCUAUUGUCUGGAUGGGUUGUUGGCAAAUACAGGGCCAUUCCAUAUAUUAAGAUCGGCAGGAUGUCCAGGGCAACUCGGAUUUGUUCACUUUUUAUUUUCUGUUUUAAUUUUGUAAUGUUCUUUUAAAAUUUCCAGUAACAUUUGGAUGUUUUAACGCUUAUAUAAGCUAGAACAUUUCUAAAGCUUUCAAUGUGAAAGGAUGGUGAAUACUUAAAACAAGCCUACAUUAUGAUUGCUGAAUAGUGCUGGAAAUCUAAUCUGUUUUAACAGUCAGGAAUCUUAACAAGCAAAACUCAGCUUUGUAGCAACUACAGAAUCCUGUUGCCAAAUAUGAUGGUACUGAUGUUUUUGAUUUUAGGGAAUGUAUACAGAGGAACAGGUAGGUUUUCUUAGCGGUGUGACAUUAACCUACAGGCUAAAAUGUGUUCUAUAAUGAGAUGGAUCAUCUGUCAGUAACAGAGGUUAGUAAAGAUAAUUUGAGUGAUUUCACAAAGUUCUACAAUUUUCAUAAAAGGACUUAUUUAAAAAGAGCAA